Medioppia subpectinata is the source of this 1995-nucleotide messenger RNA. NCBI's taxonomy places the organism in Eukaryota, Metazoa, Arthropoda, Arachnida, Sarcoptiformes, Oppiidae. The record is from the annotation of a GenBank genome assembly.
AUGACAAAAACACAACAAAAUCACGAAUCGAUGGAAAGAGUCUGCGCACAACAGAGCAGCCAAUCGCAGCGCACAGCACACGAAGCCAAGCGCUACGCCAGCGCUGAUUGGCUGUCGCCGCCCGUAUUGGCUGUGUAUUCGCUGCCCAUUGGAUGCCAACACUUGUUUGUGCUCUUCUUGCGAACCACUCGUGAGACCAGUUGUGGUGAUCAUAGUCUCAACGCGUGUCCACUCAAGUGUCAGCCAAUGGGAGCGGAAGCGAGUCUUUUCAAGAAGUUGGCCAUCGAUUCGGAAGUGGAGUACAAAUGCAAAGACUAUUCACUUCUGAACGCAAAACACGAUUCCAACAAAUUCUCGGUCUUUCUCUUCAAUGACAACAACUUCUCGUUUGAUAUUGCGAACUGGAAGACGAUUCGCCACCCGUUUAUCGUCAAGUACUACGACUGCGGCCUCUUUCGGGGCCGUAAGUGUGUGGUCACCGAAUGGGUCACUCCUAUCACACCACUGGUCGACCGCAUGAACAAAGAGAUGAUCGCCAGCGGUGUCCACAAUAUCAUCAACAGUUUGGCGUUCAUUCACAGCACGUGUCGAUUGUCUGUCAAUAAUCUCAAUUUGGACUCAAUAUUCGUGAGCCGUUCGGAGAGGACUGAGUCCUGGAAAUUGGGUUCACUUUUGUGUCUCAGUUCCACCCAAUCGGAGGACAGAGACUUCUGUCAACGGCUGUGGAGUUAUCACCACUUCUUGGGAACGACCGACACAUUGCCCGCCGAAGACAUUGCGUCGGAACCGCAAAUCCAAUGCAUCAAAAGUGAGGACCAAAUACAUCGGAGGGAUGCCUACGCUUUGGGACUACUAUUGCAUCGACUGCUACCAGAGCUGCCGUCCUCGCAGACCAUUGAGUGUAUGGGAAGUAAUAGUCCGGAGAAGAGACCGAAUAUGAGACGCGUUUUGGACGAGGAUUUGUUUGUGAACUCAGAGUUCGUUAAAAUGAAGUCAUUUCUCACGUGUUUUGUAUCCUUUACUGAGAGCCAGAAGAAUGAAUUCUUCACUGAUUUUGUCGACAGAAUGAGACAAUUGUCGGAUGAGUUAACCUUCAGCUUAAUCUCACUUAUAGUCAAUUCUCGUCUAAUUAUGUCCAACACUGCAGUUCACGACCAGUUGUUGCCAUUUAUGUUGAUUCCGGCCAACGAUUCCGACGAAGAGAUGCAAUACGUGUUGACUUGUGGUGAGACCAUUACUUUGAGGCCAUUAAUGAAUAAAAAGGUUUUCAAGACACGAAUGAUUCCUCUCAUAUGUAAACUCUAUUGUAUCAGAGAUUUGAGAAUUCUUUUACCCCAAAUACUGAUUGCUAUGAAGGACUCCAACGACGAGUUGGUUUCCCUUACAUUCAAAGCCAUUUCGCACUUAAUAACCAUUUUUGGAGCAAAUGUUGUUUUGGGUCCAAGACUUAAGCUCUUCACUAAUGGUAUUCCUAAACAUAAUUACGCUAACAAUGAAGGCUCGGAAGUGGAAUCGCUGGUCGGUUCCGAUACUCCCGAGUCAUUAAUUGUUGAUAAAAGUGAUGUCAAAAUUAUUGCUCAAAAUGGUUGGUCAGAGACCGACGGCUUGAGUGAGAGUAACGGGAAGACAAGUAUUAGUGUCGAGACAUUGGAGACACAGUCUGACAACAAGACUGAUAUGAAUAAAGAAGUGGAAAAGCAAUCAAAUGGAGUGAAAGUGAAAACGAUUGCCAAAAAGGAUAUUCCUUUAAUUCGAAACGAUUUCGAUAUAAAGGAAUUGGAUUUUAAGGUCGAAAACAAUGAAAUCGAUGAUUUGUUUUCAGAUAUGGAACCGGUUUUUAAAUUCGGGAAAAAGCAUUUAAUUGCUGAUCAGUUGAUGGGUUUAACGGGCAAUAAAAGUACUUCCGGUUUAUUCGCAGCCAAUGAAGAGUUGAGUGGAGAGAUGGGUUGGACUGACGAGGGAUGGGAUAAUGAUUGGGAUAAAGAGGAUAAAUGA